GGGGGCGGGGGCGCAGGAGGUGGGGCCGCCAUCGCCGUCAGGGCCCCAGGGAGCGCGGGGCGCCGCUGCCGCUGCUCCUCGGCUCGGUUCUGUCUACUGGGCAGCGCCGGGCCGGCAGCUGGGCGGCGGAGGAGCAGGAGCCGGGAGUCAAGCUCUGCCGAGAGUUGGGCAGAGGAGCGCCCGCGCCCCGUUCGGCGUCAUGGGCACCCUCCCCGGGCCUCAGCGGGCACCAGCCGCGGGAACCCCCGGGCCUCCUCGCGCCCGAGCCUGAGCGACCCCCGGGUUCUCCGGCGCCCCCUCCCUCGCCCUAUUUUUUUUUUACCUGCUCUCCCUGCCGCUACCGCUUCGGCUCUCAGUUAUGGCAACAGAGCCCCCAUCCCCCAUCCGGCUCGAGGCUCCGGGUCCCCCUGAAAUGCGGACCCCACUGGCGAUCGAGGCCACCCCUGAGGGCGCCCCGCAGCCGGCGGGCGGCAGACUCCGCUUCCUCAACGGCUGCGUGCCCCUCUCGCAUCAGGUGGCCGGGCACAUGUACGGGAAGGACAAAGUGGGUAUACUGCAACAUCCAGAUGGCACAGUUUUGAAACAGUUACAACCACCUCCAAGGGGCCCAAGAGAGCUGGAAUUCUAUAAUAUGGUUUAUGCUGCUGACUGUACUGAUGGUGUUCUCCUAGAGCUACGAAAAUAUUUACCACAAUAUUAUGGCAUCUGGUCACCUCCCACUGCACCAAAUGAUUUAUACUUAAAACUGGAAGAUGUGACCCAUAAAUUUAAUAAGCCCUGUAUAAUGGAUGUAAAGAUAGGGCAAAAAAGCUAUGAUCCUUUUGCUUCAUCUGAGAAGAUUCAGCAACAGGUCAGCAAGUACCCAUUAAUGGAAGAGAUUGGGUUCUUGGUGCUUGGCAUGAGGGUGUAUCAUAUUCAUUCCGACAGCUAUGAGACACAAAACCAGCAUUAUGGAAGAAGCUUAACAAAAGAAACUAUAAAGGAUGGAGUCUCUAGAUUUUUUUAUAAUGGGUACUGCUUAAGAAAAGAUGCUGUUGCUGCCAGUAUUCAGAAGAUUGAGAAAAUUCUGCAGUGGUUUGAAAACCAGAAGCAGCUUCACUUUUACGCAAGUUCAUUACUGUUUGUUUAUGAAGGUUCAUCUCAGCCAACCACUACAAAACUGAAUGACAGAGCUUUGGCAGAAAAGUUUUUGUCCAAAGGACCACUGUCAGACACAGAAGUACUAGAGUACAAUAAUAACUUUCAUGUGUUCAGUUCCACAGUGAAUGGAAAAAUAGAGUCUUCAGUAGGCAAAAGCUUGUCCAAGAUGUAUGCUCGUCACAGGAAAAUGUAUAUUAAAAAGCAUCACAGUCAGACUUCAUUGAAAGUUGAAAAUCUGGACCAAGACAAUGGAUGGAAAAGCAUGUCACAGGAACAUUUAAAUGGAAAUGUGCUUUCCCAACUGGAAAAAGUUUUCUACCAUCUUCCCACUGGUUGUCAAGAGAUCGCCGAAGUAGAAGUGCGAAUGAUAGAUUUUGCUCAUGUGUUCCCUAGCAACACAAUAGAUGAGGGAUACGUUUAUGGGCUAAAGCAUUUAAUUUCUGUACUUCAAAGUAUUUUAGACAAUUGAAUCCUUUGUUGCAGUUUUUUUUAAGGGGUGGGCCAAUCAUAAUGAAGAGCAGCAGUCAAUAUCUCUGCACCUGUAAUGCUAUGUAAAAAUUUGUAUUGUGAGUCGACAUUUUAUUUGUCUUUCUACUUUUGGAAGAAAGGUUAACUUUUUUAUAAUCUUACUCAGGAAAACUAAUUAUUUGUUUAUUAGAAAACUAUGAAGAAUAAAGAAACUUAGGAAUGUUAAGCAGGGAAUGUGGUGGUACAUGGCUUAAACAAUUUUUUGGCUCAAGUAAAAUGCAAACCAUUAUUCAGUCAUUAAGAGUUUAGUUAGCUUUCUGUAGCCAGUUCAUGAAAUCUCUGUCCACCCAACAUUGACAAUGAGCCAUAUCUAAACUAUUACAUUAUUAGAACACCUACCAAAAUCUCAAAAGCACAGGUUGAUGUCCUUAGUAUUGCUAUGUAUGAAGUUACUAAAACUGGAGAAACUUUUACUCAGAAAUAAGUACUGUUUAGGUUUUAUAUUAAAAGUUCAGACCAGCAUAUCAAAGGGUGCUUCUUAGUGAAAGGAUUUAGAAUUGUUGCAUUCCAAAAGCAGGUUUUCUCUCUGAUUUUUUACAUAUCUCUCUCUCUCUCUCAAAAUAUUAUGCUUCAUGAAAAAGACAAUUGAUAUGGAUGACAACAACAACAAAAUUUUUUUUUUGAGAUGAAGUCUAGCUCUGUCGCUCAGGCUGGAUUGCAGUGGUGUGAUCUCGGCUCACUAUAACCUCCGCCUCCUGGGUUCAAGCAAUUCUCUGCCUCAACCUCCUGAGUAGCUGGGAUUAUAGGUGCCUGCCACCAUGCCCAGCUAAUGUUUUGGUAUUUUUAGUAGAGACAAGGGUUCACCAUAUUGGCCAGGCUGGUCUUGAUCUCCUAACCUUAUGAUCCACCUGCCUUGGCCUCCCAAAGUACAGGGAUUACAGGCAUGAGCCACUGUGCCCAGCCAACAAAAUAUUUUUAUUAUCUUUCAUUUAUGAGAAAAUUGGAAUAUAAAUUUAUACAUUGUGAAAAGUAUCAUAAAACAUAUACCUUUUUAUAUAAAUACAGCUUCAAAAAAGUAAAUAAUUGAAGUUUUAUUUCUCCUCUAAAUAACUUGAAUUUUUUUCUUUAAAAAUUUAUGUAUUUAUAUGUCCCCAUUUAGUUAAAUGGUAGUGUAAAUGUAUGUUGUUAAAAGUAGUUUCUCAGAAUUAUAGUAAGCCAUGAAAAACAAUAUCUAAUUAGGUUGUUAUAAAAAAUACUAUGUGUAAAUUAGUCUGUCAUAUACGGUUUGGUGCAUAGCUAAAUUCAGGCUUCUAUUUCACUCAUUCAAAACAGUUAUAUAUCAUGUUCAACAGUGAAAUUAUAAUUUAAUUUCAUGGGGGUGGGUGCAAGGGCAGUGCUACAGUUCCUGGAAAAAUUAGAUUUGUAUUUCAUACCCACCACCUUAAAAAAAACAACUAAUUAUUUGUCAUUGAAAACAUGUAAAACUUUGAGUCUUCAAAUACAUUUGAUGAUAAUGCUGUCAUUACUUGCACUUUGAUUCACUAAUAACAUUUCUAAGUAGUUAGCAGUUUUGUCAUAUUUCUGCAAAAUAUUUUGGAGUUGUAAAUUGUUUCUCCUCUUUCUUCUGGAGUUACAAACUGAAUUUUUAAAUCCAAGCACCUUUGUUGUGCUGUGGAGAAAAGUAUUACAAUUUUAUGUUUAUCUUACCUUCCCAACCCUUUCUGGGGGUACUUUGCAAAUACGUGACUCCAUAUAGAAGUACCAAAUAAAUGCUCAAUGAACUUUAUGCUUAGUAAAUCUACUAAACCUGAAUAACUGAAAAGAUAAUGUGCAUUUUGUAAUAGCAAAAUUCGAUUUUAAUUUUUUUAUUAGAAUUGUAUUUUCCAUAAGGACUUCCAAUUUUUCUUUACUUUUCAAAUGGAUAUUGGCUAUAGUUCUGUGUUUUAAUGGGAAUGAAUUUCAAAUCAUAAUUAAUAAUCAGAAAAUUUUUAGUUUUUCUCUUACAGUACGGACUUUUGUUGUUAUUUGGAUAGUGGUUCAAUAAAUCUUAAGCUCAGAUAAUUAAACACUAUUUUGAAUCUUAACAAGAUAUUGAGGCUUUUUUUGUAUGGGAUGAUAUCAGCUUAUGUAUAAUGAAUUUAUUAAACUUAAGUAUUAUCAGAUUUUUUGCACAUUUUAGCUCAAUAAAAUCUGAAUUAACUGUUAAAGAUUUUUUUAAUCUGUAUUUGGAAAUAUAAUUUUGUAAAAUCAGUGUCUUACCUUUUUGAUACAAUAGAUCAUGUUUUGUUUUUAAUAAAGCAAGAAGUCCUUUAAUCUGUUGUUUUUCAGGAAAAGGUUUAACAUUUAAUUCUGUUGGUUUACAUUUGUUAUCAUUGUUAUCCAGUGCUCAUUUUAUGUUGCUUUAUAAGUAAGCUUAGGUAUAACAGAGUAAGUGUCUGUUUAUCCAGCCUACUUGUGACUAUUUUAGUCGAUCUCAGUCACUUAAUAUUAUGCUGAAAUUUACCACUGUGGGGAUGAAUGAUCACUAUUCACCAAGCGUAUUUGAACAUGUAAAAGUUUAAGAAAUAAGUAUAAUACCGAUAUAGUUUGGGUUAAUAGGAUUCUCAUAGUUUUUUUCCCCUAUGAAACAUAAGUAAUGAUUUCAGUGUAUUUCUUAUGGAAUACACUCAUUUAGAAAGGACUUUAAGAAAUUGUGGAUGUGAAUAAUACCUUCCUCUAAUAAAAAUUUAAAUUGUAUAAUAGUUUUAUAAUAAAGUAUUUACAUUAAUUGAUAUUUUAAUAUGGAUGGACAUUGCGUAGAUUCAAGUAAAUUAAAAUCAAUUAUAAAUGCUAAAUAUUUUAUCUAAAUAGUUUUUCAAGAAACAAUUAUGAAAAUAUGAAUAUUAAAUGGCUCUAAAGUGGAGCUUGUGAUAUUUCAACUCAGUAUCCAUUAUUCUUUGUGUGUGUCUGGAAAGAUUGUACUUACUUUUCCUCUUUACACUACAAUUUGCUGUUAUGGGGCUCUAAACUGUGUUCAACUAAAUAAGAACCUUUGUAUUUCAAUUGAGCAUAAUUUAGUAUUUUAUGAUUUCCAAGAUGAUGUUCUAUGUCUGUCUGCCAAGUCUGUGUAUCAAAUUUAUAGCAUCAUUUAAGAAAAAAGAAUUUCCAUAGAUAGUUGCAAUUUUUUGUUUCACGCAACUGGAAAUACAUUUGUUUCUAGGGUUUGGAAUAUUAUAGAAGAUGUAGGAUGAAAGAAAAUAAUAGAACAAUGAAACAAUUCUGUUAAAUUAUGGGAAUUGUGUCCACUAUGGUAAAGCAUUGUCAUCAUUUUAGUACAUUUUCUCUUAGUAGUUUGGCAUUUUAUACUUUAAAACUUGAUUUGCUUUAAAAAUUGUUUACAAUUUUCUCCAGUGCCUUUAGUCUUGAUUUGAUAUGCUUGUACCCUCAGUUAUCUUUUCUAUUACAUAUUUCUGAUGUUUUCAUAGCCUAGGAAACAUCUAUUCCUUUUUAAUAAGUGUCAAUCAGGUUAUCUAAAGAGGUAACAAUUAUCUGUUAAUGCUUCGGAAAAACAAGUAGUGUUGCCUUUGGAGGCCAGGCUUCUUAGUUUAUUCAAAAAUAGUACUUGGAUUUAUGCCAUGUGUUAAGCAUUUUUAGCCCCCAGUAUUACAAUGUGAACCAAACAGAUAAGGCCCUAACCAUUUUCAGUGUUCUGUUUAGAUGGGCUGGGAUUGGGGACUUAAUAAAAAUACAGAUAUAGAAAAAUAUGCAUCUAAAUAGGAUAAUAGGUAUGAGGUUGAAAUGAAGCAACUAACAAUAUUAAAGAAGUUAGAAGUAAUAUUUUGCAGUAUUGUAACCUCUAUUUAACUUAAGUUUGGGUAGUAGUUACAGAUGGCAUAAGAGCCUUAAUUUUUCACUUUCCUUGCUGGCAAAGGUACAUUUAUUUAGACUGUCCAUUUAAAGUAGUGUUUAACAUAACAUUACUGUGAAAAACAUUCCAUUAUAUAUUCCCAAGCAAAUGAACUGCAUCUUCUUUAUUGUAUUUUAUGAUUUAGCUCAACAAUUUUAGGCCUCAAUCUUCUUUUCACAUCACUGAUAUUUUAAAUUUGGCAAUGAAUAUGAAAUUACUUUUGAUUUACAGACUGAUUAUAUUAUUACUUUGAAAAUGCAUUAAUUUCUUAGGAAGAUUUGGAGCCUCUUUUUUUGAGUUAAUAUUUAAAUUCUCAUUACUUAUUUUAAUAGCCUGUACCAGGUGAAAAUAGUAUUUAUGCAAAUAAACAAAUCACUAUAGGCUUUCAAGACUUUAAUUUUAAAUUUUGUCAUCAUUGAGGUUUAAAGUUUUUACCUGCUGUCCACUCAAGAUAUAUAUUAACAGUUUAUGAAGUGAAAUAGUUUUACAUAUGAUGUACCUGCAUAUAAAUGAAAAUGGUGUGCACAAAGACACUUUAUGGGAACUGUACUGGAAGAUUUAUGAAAGCAUGUGAAAUUGCACCUAAAAUUGUGUUAUUAGUGACUAUAAGCAGCAAUGCUAAACUUAUUGUACUUGAUGAAUGAAUGUAUUUAGUCACAGUUACCUUGGUUUAAAUGUAUAAAUGUCUUUAGGGUUUUUAAAAAAAAUGUGUUUGUAAUUUGUACUAUUGCGGGGAUAUGCUUGGACUGCAGGGGUUAUUGUCAAUGUGUGAUUUGUGUUUUUAUUUUAUAGAAUCAUCUAAUGUGAUAUACCAAUUUUUAUAAGUGAUAUUUACAUAAUUCUAAUACCUGUAUAUUUGACAACCUAUUAAAAUGUUUUGCAUUGGAA
Callithrix jacchus (white-tufted-ear marmoset) is the source of this 6382-nucleotide messenger RNA. It is a transcript of the gene IPMK, whose product is annotated as inositol polyphosphate multikinase. Gene Ontology annotation, biological process: inositol phosphate biosynthetic process. NCBI's taxonomy places the organism in Eukaryota, Metazoa, Chordata, Mammalia, Primates, Cebidae. The record is from RefSeq and is a predicted model, not a curated record. Gene Ontology annotation, cellular component: nucleus; cytoplasm. Gene Ontology annotation, molecular function: inositol-1,4,5-trisphosphate 3-kinase activity; inositol tetrakisphosphate kinase activity.